UUGUCCAGCUGUUAUGCGCGUGCAAUGAUUUGUUUUGGCGCUAAAAGUUAUUAAUUACUGCACGUAAAUUUGCUAUAUUAAGCAUGUCUGCACAAUACCAAAGAUUUAUUAAAGUACUCGAGAAGUGGCCAGCAGAAAAAACUAAAGUCGGCAGUGUGUGGAGGAGCGAGAUGACCGUCGAGUCGAAAAUCAUAUCCGGCACAGCGGUGGCCAAGACAAUACGCGAGGAGCUGCGCCAGGAGGUGAUUGAGCUGCGCGCAUCGGGCACCCAAUUUGUGCCAGGACUGCGCAUCGUCCAAGUGGGCGGUCGCGAGGAUUCCAAUGUCUACAUACGCAUGAAGAUCAAGGCCGCCACGGAAAUUGGCAUCAAUGCCGUCCAUGUUCCGCUGCCCCGUUCUAUCACCGAAUCGGAGCUGCUCGAUAAGCUGGGCGAGCUGAAUGCUGAUCCCCUGGUGCACGGCAUCAUCGUGCAGAUGCCUCUGGACUGUGAUACGCCCAUCGAUGCGCAUCGCAUCACGGACGCCGUCUCGCCCGAGAAAGAUGUGGACGGUCUGCACACCAUGAACGAGGGUCGUUUGGCCAUCGGCGAUCUCAAUGGCUUUCUGCCGUGCACACCGUGGGGCUGUCUGGAGCUGAUACGACGUACUGGCGUGGAAAUUGCCGGAGCCAGAGCCGUUGUCCUGGGCCGCAGUAAAAUUGUGGGCACACCAGCUGCCGAGCUGCUCAAAUGGGCAAAUGCCACGGUUACCGUUUGCCACUCGAAGACGCGCAAUCUGGAGGAGAUAACGCGCACCGCUGACAUACUGCUGGUGGGCAUUGGUGUGCCCGAGAUGGUUAAGGGCACUUGGAUAAAGCCAGGCGCCGUCGUCAUCGACUGUGGCAUUAAUGUCAAGCCAGACGCGACCAAGGCGAGUGGCAGUCGUUUGGUGGGUGACGUGGACUUUGAGCAGGCUAAACUGGUGGCGGGUCAUCUGACUCCCGUGCCCGGCGGCGUCGGCCCCAUGACAGUGGCCAUGCUGAUGAAGAACACGGUGGUGUCGGCAUCGCGAGCGGCGGCCCGUGCCAAACGCACCAAGUGGCCACUGCAGCUGCUACCGCUUCGGCCUGCCAGGCCCGUGCCCAGUGACAUUGAGAUAGCGCGCGCACAGCAUCCCAAGAAUAUUGCCCAGCUGGCCGAGGAAAUUGGCCUACUGCCAAAGGAGGUGUCGCUCUAUGGCAGCAAGAAGGCCAAGAUCUCGCUGAGCGUUUUGCAGCGUCUGCAGGAGCAGCGAACGGGCAGCUAUGUGGUUGUCGCGGGCAUAACGCCCACACCCCUCGGCGAGGGCAAGACCACGACGCUAAUGGGCCUGGUACAGGCGCUGGGCGCGCACAAGGAGCGCAAUGUGAUCGCGGCACUGCGUCAGCCUUCGCAGGGACCAACGUUCGGCAUCAAGGGCGGUGCUGCCGGCGGUGGUUAUGCCCAGGUCAUACCCAUGGAGGAGUUCAAUUUGCAUCUCACGGGCGACAUACACGCCGUUGCGGCGGCCAAUAACUUGGUAGCCGCACAGCUGGACACGCGCAUCUUCCACGAGGCCACGCAAUCGGACACGGCGCUCUACAAUCGUCUGGUGCCGCGCAUUAAGGGCCAGCGCAUAUUCAGUCCCAUACAGUUGCGUCGCCUCAAGCGCCUGGGCAUUGAUAAAACGGAUCCCGAUACGCUGACCGAGCCGGAGGCGGCGGCCUUUGCACGGCUCAACAUUGACACCGACACGAUCAUGUGGGAGCGCGUGGUGGACAUUAAUGACAGGCAUCUACGUGAGAUAACCAUUGGCGAGUCGCCCACCGAGAAGGGCUUGAGCCGCAAGACGCGCUUCUCCAUAGCGGUGGCCAGCGAGAUUAUGGCCGUGCUGGCACUCUCGCGCAGCCUGGCGGACAUGAAGAACCGGCUGGCACAAAUGGUGGUCGCCUUUGACAAGCGCGGCCAGCCGGUGACUACCGAUGAUCUGGGCGUCACUGGCGCACUAGCUGUUCUCCUGAAGGACGCACUCGAGCCGAAUCUGAUGCAGUCUCUGGAGGGCACGCCUGUUCUGGUGCAUGCUGGUCCGUUUGCCAACAUUGCCCACGGCUGCAACUCGAUCAUUGCCGACGAGGUUGGCCUCAAGCUGGUGGGCACCGAAGGCUUCGUGUGCACUGAGGCGGGUUUUGGCUCCGAUAUUGGCAUGGAGAAGUUCUGUAACAUCAAGUGUCGCAACUCUGGCCGCAAGCCCGAUGCCAUGGUCCUGGUGACAACGGUGAGGGCCAUUAAAAUGCAUGGCGGCGGUGCGCCGGUCACGCCGGGCACACCACUCAACAAACAGUAUACGGAGGAGAAUCUGCAGCUGCUGGAGCAGGGCCUGCCCAAUCUGUUGCAGCACAUCUCCAACGGACGCGCCUUUGGCAUGCCCGUCGUUGUGUCCAUCAAUGCGCAUGUCGCCGAUACAGCGGCCGAGCACGAGCUGCUCAAGAAGGCCGCUCUGCAGGCAGGCGCCUUUGCUGCCGUGGUGUCCACCCACUGGUCAGAUGGUGGUGCAGGUGCUGUGCCACUCGCCGAUGCCGUCAUUGAAGCCUGCAAACUGGAGAAUAAGUUCAAGCUGCUCUACGAGCUUGAUCUGCCGCUUGUGGACAAGAUGAACAGGAUCGCACAAACCAUGUACGGCGCGGGCAAAGUGGAACUCACCCCGGAAGCUAUCGACCAGAUCAAACGCCUUACCGAUGCAGGAUUUGGUAAACUGCCAGUGUGCAUGUCCAAGACCUCCGGCUCCGUCACUGGCGAUGCCAAUAUUAAGGGCGCUCCCAAGGGUUUUACAAUUAAAGUUCAGAGUGUUUAUGUCUCAGCUGGCGCCGGCUUUGUGGUGGCCAUGUGCGGCGACAUAACCAAAAUGCCCGGACUCGCCACUCGCCCCGCCAUCUACGACAUUGAUCUGAACACCGAAACUGGACAAAUCGAGGGAUUGUUUUGAGAGCCCGCAGCAUGGACAAUACAUUUGGUGUACAACUGCCAGCAUCAUUUUAUGUAAAAGAAAAUUUAUGUUUUUUAUUUUAUAACCAACUGAUGGCAGCAUAAUGUACAUUUUUUUUAUUUUAUUUUUCAAAAAAAACGGAAAACGAUA
This is a messenger RNA of Drosophila montana, 3128 nucleotides long. RefSeq names its product pug C-1-tetrahydrofolate synthase, cytoplasmic (gene pug). The transcript is spliced from 6 exons. Gene Ontology annotation, cellular component: mitochondrial matrix; cytosol. Bases 84 to 2978 code for a protein of 964 amino acids. Gene Ontology annotation, molecular function: formate-tetrahydrofolate ligase activity; ATP binding; methylenetetrahydrofolate dehydrogenase (NADP+) activity. The record is from RefSeq and is a predicted model, not a curated record. Gene Ontology annotation, biological process: tetrahydrofolate interconversion; mitochondrial respiratory chain complex III assembly. NCBI's taxonomy places the organism in Eukaryota, Metazoa, Arthropoda, Insecta, Diptera, Drosophilidae.